Populus trichocarpa (black cottonwood) is the source of this 904-nucleotide messenger RNA. RefSeq names its product EPIDERMAL PATTERNING FACTOR-like protein 2. Gene Ontology annotation, biological process: stomatal complex development; guard cell differentiation. Bases 213 to 617 code for a protein of 134 amino acids. The transcript is spliced from 4 exons. Lineage: Eukaryota; Viridiplantae; Streptophyta; Magnoliopsida; Malpighiales; Salicaceae. The record is from RefSeq and is a predicted model, not a curated record.
CUUUAAGGCUGGCUGGAAUAUCCUCUUUUUGGCUUAGACAUUCAAUCUUAUUUAGAUAAAAACAGACUCGUCUUUUUGGUUUGUUGAGGUGGCAAUGAAGCACUGAACCUCUCUUCGUACACUUUUCAGGAUUCAGAUUCAUAUUCAGUUACCUUCCUGUUCUACUUUCAACCACACCCUUCCUCUCUAUCUCUCUGCAUCUCUCUGAGGAAAUGGGCAGUGCUAAAAUUGGCUUCAGUUGUCACAGAAACAGACAACUAAUCAUUUCCUUGCUAUUUAUCUUGGUUUCAAGCUCGACCCUUGUGAGAUUCACGGCUGAAGGUAGGGUAACUACCAAGCUGCUGGAGGCGGCUCCAGAGAAGGGUGUAGAAGAGGAGAAAAUAGCGGUGAGAGCUCGGACAAUAGGGUCAAGGCCACCAAGAUGCGACAAAAGGUGCAACUCUUGUGAGCACUGUGAAGCAGUUCAAGUACCAAUAACAACACAGGCCCAUAGCCGUAAGAGAAGUCGAUUCUCUGCUGCAAUUUCCAACAUCGCGUACUCUAGAGGUGAUGGCAUCUCCAAUUACAAGCCAAUGAGUUGGAAAUGCAAGUGUGGGAACUUAAUUUUCAAUCCAUGAUUGAAAGAGAUGGGAUAUGUUUUGGUGAAGAAGAUCGCUUUUGUCAAAUGUGGAUAUCCGACUUCAACCCCCGUGUAUCUCGUCUAACUUCUGCCAGUUGACUCCCCCUUCAUAUGUAGAGUGCUAAAAAAAUCUUUCUUCUUUUGCUACUCUUGUAAUUACCCUUCUCAUCCUACAAAUCCUUCUUAUUCUGCAAGUGUUAUCCUUUAAAUUGUUGAUCUUACAAGGCAUUUCUUUCAUUGUCAAGAACAUAGUAUUGACUAUCCAAGAUAACUAAAUUUUGCCUA